Messenger RNA from Cetraspora pellucida, 318 nucleotides. Lineage: Eukaryota; Fungi; Glomeromycota; Glomeromycetes; Diversisporales; Gigasporaceae. The record is from the annotation of a GenBank genome assembly.
AUGAUAUUAUCAUUAGGUAUCAAUGCAAUUUUUGAUAUUGAAGAAGAAGAUAUGGAUAUUAGCGAUGACAGUGACAAUAAAAUUGAUUAUGCACUUGACAGAAUAUUUGAUGCGACAGAUAGUGCUGGCCAAAUAUGGGAGACAGUAGACAACGAUAAUACAACAGAAGAAGGAUCACCAGAAACAGAAAGAUCUAAAACUUAUAAUCUCUUGGUUGAAGAAUAUGUAGAAUGGAUUAAAAAUCUUGAAAAAGCAGAACUUAGUUAUAUCAAACAUAACUGUCGGGCACAAAUUGGUACAAGAAAAAAAAAUCAAUGA